UGUGUGAGUGGUUGUGUUUAUAUAUGUGUGUACAUGCAGGUCUCUUCAUUUGUUGUGUGUGUGUAUAUAGAUACACACACACACACACUUAUACCUCCUUACCUGUGAGUAUGCCUGAAUGUGUGUAUAUAGUAACGUGUGUGUGUGUGGUUGUGUUUAUGUUUAUGUCUCUGUGUGUGUGUGCUUGGAGGUUUCCAACUUGGGGUGUAUAUGUGUGUGUUUAUAUAUAUGCAUAUACACACACAUACACUGCCUACUUGCCUGUGAGUCUGCUUGUAUGUACGUACUAUGUAUAUAGUAUGAACGCAUGCUUGCAUGGGUAUAGAAACAUGUGUCAGUGGUUGUGUCUGUGUGUACUUGGAGGUCUCUAACUUGCUGUGUGUGCGCAUACAGUGGAUUUCCAUUCACAUUGUUCAUCGCUGCGUUUGUGGAGGGAAUCUUUUUAAAGCAAACCUAAAGUAAUAGUCAGCUCUAAAUGCAUCUUUUCUUCCUGUUCCAGGCCAUAGACCCAACAGACCGGCUCCAAGGGACCAUGGCCAUCUAUUGCUAUAAAGCUUUCCGCGCAGUCGCUAGGUCCAGGGGACCUCAUCUGCUUGUCCACUCCAGCUGCUCCCCAUUUUCCCCGCUGGUUGCAUUUGUACAGCUAGUGGAUUCCCACUUUAACAGCACACCUCUGAAGGACUCUGUGAGCCAGCAGCUUUUCUUCAACACACAGCAAGGCAUUGCGCUACCUCACUUGAGAACUAAAUCUGUGCGUAUGCUACACACAUCGGCUUAUUGGCACCAAGAGCUUCAGGACAAGCCUCCGCCUAACCAAAGCACUGCCAAAACAGACAAUGAGGCAGCCAAGAUUCCAGCGGAUCAAGCUGUGCAGGUUGCCAAGAAAUCACUGCGACAGAGGAUUGUAGAUGAAGUGAAACACUAUUACAAUGGAUUCCACUUGCUUUGGAUAGACACUAAAGUUGCUGCUAGGAUGGUAUGGAGACUGUUACAUGGGCAGAUCCUCACCAGGAGGGAAAGACGACGGCUGAUGAGAACAUCUGCGGAUCUCUUCCGGCUGGUCCCCUUCUUGGUGUUCAUCAUUGUACCUUUUAUGGAAUUCCUGUUACCAGUAUUUCUGAAACUGUUUCCUGAGAUGCUUCCCUCAACAUUUGAAACUGAAUCCAAAAAGGAAGAAAAGCAAAGGAAGAAACUGAGUGCGAAGUUGGAACUGGCCAAAUUCUUACAGGAGACCAUUGCAGAGUUGGCUAGAAGGAACAAAGCCAGUACAACAGACGCUACUCAGCAGUUCUCUUCAUAUGUUCAAAGGGUUCGGCACAGCGGCCAACAGCCCAGCACCAAGGAGAUUGUACAGUUUUCCAAGCUCUUUGAAGAUGAGCUGACCCUGGAACACUUGGAGAGACCACAGCUGGUCAUCCUCUGCAAACUGCUUGAGCUACAACCCAUUGGCACCAAUAACCUCCUCCGAUUCCAGCUUUUGAUGAAGCUCAGGUCUAUCAAAACAGAUGAUGAAAUGAUUUCCAGGGAAGGUGUUAAUGGCUUGAGCGUGUCUGAGCUGCAAGGCGCAUGCAGGACAAGAGGGAUGAGAUCGUUGGGCCUUACGGAGGAGCAGCUGAAAGAGCAACUCAACCAGUGGCUAGAUCUGCAUCUUCGAGAGAACGUUCCUCCUUCUUUGUUGCUGCUUUCCCGUGCCUUGUACUUGACAGAGGUGAAGCCCAAACCAAUUCCAGUGAUUCCAGCAGCUGAGCCUCUGAAGACUGAAGAAGUAGAUGUUGAAGAUCAUGAAACCUUGUUGGAUUCUGCUCCCAAAGUGCAGGAAAGAAAGAGUGAAGAAUUUAUUGUGCAGCCCAAAGAGAAAUUACCAGUCCCUGAGGUAUCAGUCAAGCCUCCUGGAAGUGAGACAAAAUUAGAAGCCUCUCAGAGCAGCAAAGCCAGUGCUAAUGGAGUCUAGCUCUUCUCCCAGCAUGGACCUGGGCAGUGGAAAAAACAGUUCCACUUUGAACCUGAUUGGGGUUCGCAGAGGAUGGACAUUCCUUGUGGAGGAGCCCCUUUCCACGCACAGUUUUCCUAACCCCCUGAACUGCUCCAAUAUGAUCUGGAUGGUUUUAUCCACAUGUAAACCAGACGGAAAGCACCUUGCGUAUAGUGGCAACUUCUCCAUUUAUUUUACCUUGUGUAAUGUAACUUAUUUUUGUAGAUAUGUACAUAAUCUAUGACCAAGAUGUACUGUAACUUAGGCAAUAUUGUCAGACGUUAAGAUUUGUAUUUCCUUAAAUUUUUAGUAAAGCAGUGAUUUAUUCUUAA
Messenger RNA from Sceloporus undulatus (fence lizard), 2304 nucleotides. RefSeq names its product leucine zipper and EF-hand containing transmembrane protein 2 (gene LETM2). Lineage: Eukaryota; Metazoa; Chordata; Lepidosauria; Squamata; Phrynosomatidae. Gene Ontology annotation, molecular function: ribosome binding. The record is from RefSeq and is a predicted model, not a curated record. The transcript is spliced from 10 exons. Gene Ontology annotation, cellular component: mitochondrial inner membrane. Gene Ontology annotation, biological process: intracellular monoatomic cation homeostasis. The coding region runs from base 476 to 1951 and encodes 491 amino acids.